This is a messenger RNA of Linum trigynum, 3834 nucleotides long. Lineage: Eukaryota; Viridiplantae; Streptophyta; Magnoliopsida; Malpighiales; Linaceae. The record is from the annotation of a GenBank genome assembly.
UUAGGCCAUAAAAAAUUGGUGGUCUAAUAUGUUUAGUAUGUUUAACAAAUAUGCAAACGCAAUGUUUAACAAAUACACAUGUUCCAGCCACAUUCAGCUGUCCAGAAACAAUUUGGUGGUCUAAUAUUGAUAGUAUCCCACUGUAUAUGUAUCCAUUGGAAUUGUUGCAAUUAGUCUUCCACUAGAGGAAGUUGGAACCCUGUCCUAUGGUUGAGUUUUGUUUCACUACUUGUCUCAACUUUGGACACAAAAGGCAACUAUUUUGAUUUUCAGCCAUGAACCAGACAGCUGGUGAGACAGGUACAAGCUUACAAGGUAGAGUUUGAGGUAUGGCCAUUGGUCAUUAGUAUAGGAAAUGCGUGAUGAGGACACUAAGAAAAGUGAGCAUAUAGCCCCCAAUAUAGGAUACCAAGAUUAUGCUUACUAUCACAUAAUUCAUGUCCUUGUUUGCAACCAUUAUUCCCUUAUUACGCAAUUGGUGCAUAUCCAUUUGAUAGUGCUCUAGUGUCACCGACAAUUCCCCUGAAAUCCGAUUCUCUGAUAGCAAUUAUCAAACGAGUUACUUUUUGUCAUUAUUAAUUACGCAAAACAUUGAAGUACAAACGUAAAUUUUUUUAUCUUAGGUUUGUACGAGAUACAUCAAUGAAAAUAUAUUUUGUGCCCCAAUUGUACUUUAAUCAUUUCCUACUGAUAAUUUUUUUUUUAUAUAUUUGGACUCCAAUAUUGUCGAUUUUAGACAAAACUUAUAUUAUGAUUUAUUCAUCGGAUGUUUUGUUUGAUUAGGACAUUCGUUUCAUCUGUGCCUUCACGUAAUUUUUGGCCUAAUAGCCUACCACCAACAUGAGGUUUUUAUAGACUUGCAUGUUAUUAGUGUGAAUAAGAGAUUUAAGAUCUAUAACUAAAAAAUUCUCGAAUAACUUCAAUUCUUAAAAUCAAAUAGUUUAUCAUAACGAGUAAUACCAUAGAAUUUUUGACAAAAAAAGUAAUACCAUAGAAUUGGGCACUUUUAAAACCUUAGACUUCAUAUAUGGAUGAAUACAACCAAUUGUAAGCAUUCUACACCCUACCUAUAUCUACUACAAAUAUAUAACAGUUUUUCAACAUUUCAAAUUUCAUCUAACGAGAGCAAAAGUAAGAAGGGUAGAUUUGUCUUUAUAAUUAUUUGGUUUAUUCGUAGAAAAAAAUAUACAUCAAACUUGAGAUUUGAACUAUGUUCUCUUUAAACAAUGACAUGAAUCAUUAUCAAUUACAAAUAAACAAAUUUAUUGUAUCUUUUUAAACUAAAAACAUGCAGAAACCUAACUCUUAUAAACAUAUGAAUGUUCCACUACGAUUAACUAGCACACUAACUCUUCCGUAAGUAUUUCUUUGGUGUUUGAUAUUUUUAUUUUUCGUAUUUUUAUUAGUUAAUUCAAUUUUAACAAUUAAUUUAACUACUAGGUAGAAAUAUAUAUUUCAAAUAUUUUAGAAAUCUUAGGAUGUACAUCAUAAAUAUUAGUAAUAUAAUAAAGCCUUUCCAAGUAAAUAUUUCAUGGAACACAUGACACACAAGGCUUAGAUGAUUAUAGUAUAAAGUUUCUAACAAAUAAGACAAACUCUAUUUGAUGAUAUUAAAUGUAAAACCAAUAACAAUAAAAUCCAUUGAUUAUACUAAUUAUUAUAAAAAAAAUUGGGAAUACCAUGUCCUCAACUCCUUAUAUGUGCUUAAUCCAGUGUUUUCUCCAACAGAAAAAAAAAUUGAGAGGAGCUCUCUCCUCUCUCCUUGAGUUUUGGUCGACGGUUCUCCUGCCAUUAGUCGAGCUAUGUCAACUGGCCGGAGCUGCUGUCCUCACUGUGAUAUCAAAGGUGUUUUGUUUGGCCCUUGCCAACCAAGGGGUGCAAGAGCCUCGAAGAGCCAAUCCUCUCAGGGAUCCUCGCAGGAAAGCGGCGGAGAGGGACUUGACGGCGAAGUGUGUGGCCGUUCAUAAGAAGCGAAGCCAGAAUAUAGAGCCGGCCGAUAUUAUUCCUGGGAAGCAGCUGUUAGUGGGUAAGAGGCCCGCUCCCCAUAAACGGUUAAGGGAUCAGGCCGAUCUCCUUUCCCUUGGUAGGGAUGCCCCGAAACAGAAACGUGCCUGUGUUAUCAGACGACAUAUGUGGUGCUUCCGUUUGCCAUCAUCGGACGAUAUAGAAAAUGAACUGUGGGAGAAACCUGUCACAUCGCCUAUGGUCCGCCCGGGAAAAAACCAUACGAAAGUUAUGGAUCCUCUGUCAACCCAUUUUCCUUGUGAACUUAGACCCUGGGAGAGGGCGAGUUCCGAGCUUAGAUCCCGUGAUGGGGCGAGCUUGGCUCCGGUGGGAGAAGGGAAUGCGAUGGCGGCGGUGGCUGGCCAGGUCCGGCGGCAGAUUGGUCACUGGAAACCGGUGUUCUAUUGGCUGGUCCGUCCCCGGAGCCGUAAGCCGAGAGGAAUGCCAGCUGGCCUACGAGUCUAUCGCGAGAACGUUGGCUCCACGCCCGAUUGUAUCGGGAUCCAGGAUCUUCUGUUACACGGUAUUUGUUGGCCGGUUGGAUUAUCUACCAGGUCGUUAGAACCUUUUAAAAGUGGCAGCUUCCCACUCCAAUUUGAACUCUCUGUGCCAUUGGGGUAUGCAUCCAGGUUUGCCUUUAUAAAGAACCCACUUGCCAUUAUCCCCCACCAAUUGAAGUGUGGAAAGGAAAGGCGGACUCUGAGAAGGUUAGCAGCCAUCCCCAACGCAAGGAAUUGUUCUGGUAAGUGGACGCUAUCGAGCGUGGAAAUUAUUGUUCAUAUAUGGAGGGAUGGUUUUUGCACCAUGAAACUCUAUUUCUUAUUCUCGAGCUAUCCUUGGGUACCUAUUAGGCCUCCCCUUGGUAAUAUAGACGCUGGUGACAUUGAUUUCCUGUCUUUGUUUCAGUCAAUCACCAUGGCGCAUAUUACAAGAGACCAGGUUGUGGAAUUUUCGCUAGUGGAGGUACAGUCUGAUAGGGCUUGUGCAGCUAAGAUGCUGAUCGGCCGCGUCUUCUCGGAGGAGAGGUUAACGGUAGUGGAACUGCGUUCGGCGAUCAACAACCCUUGGCAGGGCCAUGGUAGAAUCAAAGUUCGGGAGGUCUCGUAUGGGUUAUACGAGUUUACUUUGCCUUCCAAGGCUGCUAAAAACUGGGUGCUACAACGCACUCCCUGGGUUUUGAAGGAUAAAAUCCUUCACCUCCGCACUUGGGUGCCAAAUAUCACUUCUCGAAUCUUCGAGGAGAUGGUCGUUGCUCCAUUCCGAGUUCAAAUGUGGGAGGUGCCAGAAGACUGCUGCACUCAACAAUUUGGGCACAAGAUGGCGAGCUCCACCCUAGGCCGCGUUCUUGAAGCGGGUGUUUUCACAUGUAAUGAUAAUGUCAAUACCUUCAUUAAGGUUAAGGCGCUUAUCGAUUUCUCAAAACCUCUUCGCUCCCAAACCAUGGCCACCAAUGAAGAGACGGGGGAGUUCUGGAUCAGGUUCAAAUACGAGCACCUUCCCAGUUUUUGCUAUAAUUGUGGCCGCGUGGGACACUUUCGCCAAGAUUGCUCUUUUGACCCUUCGACUAUGAAGGAGAGAUUUGGUCCGCACAUGACGACCAAGAAGAUGGGGCGGUAGAUUUUUGAGGAGAUGGGGAAUGAUCAACAUUUCCAAGGACAACCAAAAUCAUUUUGGAUCAAUAGGAAUGUUCGCAACAUGAAGGGGGAUGAAGCCAAUCCAGAUCGAAGGCAGCCAAACAGUCAGGGGAGGCAUCCUGGUUCAGCUGAUCCCCGCGUGCACAACACACAAGUGACGGGAUGCGAACCUGGCUAAGAAACCAAUAUCGGAGAA